Molecule: messenger RNA, 2595 nt
Organism: Neurospora tetrasperma FGSC 2508
Lineage: Eukaryota; Fungi; Ascomycota; Sordariomycetes; Sordariales; Sordariaceae
Exons: 2
Coding region: 1-2544 (847 amino acids)
Biological process (GO): spliceosomal complex disassembly
Cellular component (GO): intracellular anatomical structure; catalytic step 2 spliceosome
Molecular function (GO): RNA binding
Source: RefSeq, a predicted model, not a curated record
AUGGACGACUUGGAGAGCCUCGAGCUUCUGUCGCUCGUGUCCAAGGUCACGUCCGAGUUGCAGAACCACUUGGGGGUCAGCGAAAAGACCCUCGCCGAGUUCAUCAUCGCCCAACGAGUAGAAUGCGGGUCAUUCGACGAGUUCAAGCAGAAGUUGGCCACCAUCGGCGCCGACUUCCCGCCCAGCUUGGUCGAGAGUAUCGACAGACUUGUCCUGACCUUGCACCCAAAGUUCAAGGGCCAAAAUCAUGGACAGACCCGCGCCGAUGAAAACGAGAAGCAUGGUCAAUCUGCCGAGGAAAAGACAAAGGUGUUCAAGGGUCUGUCCAUCCCGGACAAGGAGGUGGAUGUCAUCGACGACACCCUGGCAUUGCUUGAGAGCCUCGAGCCUAAGAGAGCGGAGAAAGAACGACCUAGGAAACGAAGCCGUACCCCCGAACGAGACGACUAUGCAGACGACUACGGGAAGAGGAAGCGCAAGGAGCGAUACCGGUCAAGGUCGAGGUCAAGGUCGAGGUCAAUUUCGCCACCAAGGGGCCGACGGAAGGGCCGAUAUGAUGAUGAAUACGAUGGUGAUUUCCGACGGCCACCACCGCGCGAGGUGGACGAAACUCCCAUUCUAUACAAGGUUUACGAAGGCCACGUCACGGGAAUCAAGGACUUUGGUGCCUUUGUCAACCUGCAUGGCGUUAAGGGCAAGAUUGACGGCUUGGUGCAUGUAUCCGCUUUCGGUCAGCGUGUCAACCACCCUUCGGAUCUCUUAUCCAAGGGUCAGGAAGUCAAAGUCAAAGUCAUUAAGCUCGAGGGAGGUAGAGUAGGUUUGUCGAUGAAGGACGUAGACCAAGAGACGGGCAUGGACCUCGCACCGCAAUUGCGGAUAGGUUCGGGCGCCAAUAUGGAGGCAUUGGGCGGGAGAGGAGGAUACGAUACAAAGAAUGUUGUCACCAAUGGCUUUGGUGACAAGGGAGCAUUCCAAGCGACAGCAAAUGCCAGGCAACACAAAAAGAGGAUGACGUCUCCUGAAAGAUGGGAGAUUCGUCAAAUGAUUGCGGCAGGCAUUGCUAAGGCAUCCGAUUACCCAGAACUUGAAGAGGACUACCAGGCAACACUCAAAGGCGAGGGACAGAUGGAGCUUGAGGAGGAUGUCGAUAUUGAGGUUCGAGACGAGGAACCUCCGUUUCUGGCUGGACAGACCAAACAGUCUCUCGAGCUGUCACCCAUCCGCGUUGUUAAGGCUCCCGACGGGUCCCUUAACCGCGCCGCCAUGGCAGGCACCAAUCUUGCCAAAGAACGGAAGGAACUGCGGCAGCAGGAGACUGAAGCUAAAAAGGCAGAGGAGAAAAAGGUUGACUUGUCCUCCCAAUGGCAAGAUCCUAUGGCCAACCCGGAGACCAGAAAGUUUGCUAGUGAUUUGCGCAAAAACGCUCAAGCGGCACCAGCGGCUCCCGAUGCUGUUCCUGAGUGGAAGAGGGCCGUUGCACCCAAAGAAGUGUCGCUAGGCAGGCGCACCAACAUGAGCAUCAAGGAGCAACGAGAAUCUCUCCCCGUCUUUGCCUUCAGAGAACAACUGAUCACUGCUUCUGAAAUGUUGCCUACCACAAUCCCCGAAAUUCAGCGCCAGAAUCUGUCCAACACUAUCCUUAUGCUGAAGGCUAUGGGCAUCAAUGACCUUCUCCGGUUCGACUUUAUGGACCCACCUCCCGUCAAUACUAUGCUUACAGCCCUGGAAGAGCUCUACGCCCUCGCUGCGCUGGACGACGAAGGUCUUUUGACACGCCUUGGAAGAAAGAUGGCUGAUUUCCCAAUGGAGCCAGCCCUUGCUAAAGUUCUUAUUGCCUCUGUGGAAAAGGGCUGUUCAGACGAGAUGGUGACUAUUGUCGCCAUGCUCAACCUCCCCAAUGUCUUUUAUCGCCCCAAGGAGAAGCAAGCUCAGGCGGACCAGAAGAAGGCCAAAUUCCACGAUCCUCAUGGAGAUCAUUUGACCCUCCUCAACGUCUACAACUCGUGGAAAAACAACGGGUAUGCGAACCCUUGGUGUUUCGAGAACUUCAUCCAGGCACGUUCUAUGCGACGCGCCAAAGAUGUGCGUGACCAGAUUGUCAAGAUCAUGGAUCGCCACAGGCAUCCCGUCAUCAGCUGUGGCCGUGAUACCAACAAGGUCCGGCAAGCCCUUUGCGCCGGUUUCUUCCGCAACGCGGCUCGCAAGGACCCUCAAGAGGGUUACAAGACGCUGAUCGAAGGCACGCCUGUGUAUCUCCAUCCCAGCUCGGCGCUCUUCGGCAAGCAAGCUGAGUGGGUCGUUUAUCACACCUUGGUCUUGACCACCCGUGAGUACAUGCAUUACACAACCAGCAUCGAGCCGAAGUGGCUGGUCGAGGCCGCACCGACCUUCUUCAAGAUGGCGCCGACCGACAAGCUAUCGAAGCGGAAGAAGGCUGAACGGAUCGAACCGCUGUACAACAAGUACGCCGGCGCGGACGAUUGGCGUCUUAGUGCGCAGAGGAGAGGCGGACGUGGUGGUGGUGGCGGUGGUACUUGGGGUUAAGUUGUCAACUUGCUGGAUCAUGUUCAAGCGUUGCAUUGGUUGGUUAAAACU